Camelina sativa (false flax) is the source of this 836-nucleotide messenger RNA. Its product is annotated as cyanate hydratase. NCBI's taxonomy places the organism in Eukaryota, Viridiplantae, Streptophyta, Magnoliopsida, Brassicales, Brassicaceae. The record is from RefSeq and is a predicted model, not a curated record. Gene Ontology annotation, molecular function: cyanate hydratase activity; DNA binding.
UUGAUAAGAGAGAGAGACAGAAUAAUGUCAUAAUUGAUAAGAGAGAGAGACAGAGCGUCGAAGAGAAGACAAAAAAAAAAAGUGAUUGGAUUGGUCAAAAAAAUGGAAGCGGCGAAGAAACAUAGUGUUACAAAUAAGCUUCUCGCCGUGAAAGCAGCUUCCGGCAAGACUUAUACCCAAUUAGCGGAGGAGACUGGUCUCACCAACGUCUACGUAGCUCAGCUUCUCCGCCGUCAAGCCCAGCUCAAACCCGAUACAGUCCUCCAGAAGCUCAAGGAAGCUUUACCAUCUCUGACUGAUGACCUCAUCGGAGAUAUGAUGUCUCCGCCUUGGAGAUCCUAUGAUCCUAAUCUCAUCCAAGAACCAACCAUCUACAGGUUGAAUGAAGCAGUGAUGCAUUUUGGUGAGAGUAUAAAGGAGAUUAUCAAUGAAGAUUUUGGUGACGGCAUCAUGUCGGCGAUAGAUUUCUAUUGCUCUGUGGACAAAGUUAAGGGAGUGGAUGGUAACAAUCGUGUGGUCGUGACACUUGAUGGGAAGUAUCUUUCACAUUCCGAACAGAGGACGGAGAAUAUGGUUUCAAGGCUUAAUCUCAAGGGAAGUACAAGCGAAUGAUAUAAAUGUAAAGAAGCCUUUAAGCAUUGUCAGCUAUAUCAUUGUAAUGCGUAUGGUGUUUGUUUAUAUGUACUCUAUAGCCUCCAGGUUAAAGCUGUUUCAGGUUGAAUAACAGUGCAGUAAUAAAAACAAGACAACAAUUUCUAUCUUUGUCUUAAACAUUAUAAUCAAGUUCUGACUCAUGCUUGAUAUCGAUUGAAUAAAGUUUCUGGCAGUCUUAUGAA